AUGAUCAAUGAUCUUAAAACUAAGGACUUCAGGUUUCUCUUAGCUUAUCCAAAUGGUGCGGAUGAACAUCUUCGAGAACCAUCUAUGGCUGCAUGGGAGCUUCGUGAGCUGUUAAAUGGACAAGCACCUAGGUAUCAUCCUAACAUCCAGUUACAAGGAAGAAACUGA
Messenger RNA from Arabis nemorensis, 168 nucleotides. Lineage: Eukaryota; Viridiplantae; Streptophyta; Magnoliopsida; Brassicales; Brassicaceae. The record is from the annotation of a GenBank genome assembly.